This is a messenger RNA of Babesia ovata, 582 nucleotides long. Its product is annotated as androgen-dependent TFPI-regulating protein, putative. NCBI's taxonomy places the organism in Eukaryota, Apicomplexa, Aconoidasida, Piroplasmida, Babesiidae. The coding region runs from base 1 to 582 and encodes 193 amino acids. The transcript has a single exon. The record is from RefSeq and is a predicted model, not a curated record.
AUGUCCUCCCUUCAUCUUGUCAUGGCAUCUCAGCUCUCCAUCAUAGGGCUCUUCCAACUUGGAAACAAUAAAGCCGCAGUCCUUGAAGAAUGCGCCGAGGGGAUUGUAGACGCUUGGCUUGGAGAUGAGGGAAAUUUUGUGUUCCUUCCACUUGCCGUUUGUCUUGUGACAUCUCUUAUAGAGCUCACUCAAAUCGUGAUUCAGAGUCAUGAGAAUGGUGAGAAGAAUUUGGGCGCAUUUCAUUGCCUUUUCCGUGGGCUCUUGUUUUUGAGUUGGAGGAUUAUGCUGUUUCGUCCACUCAAAGCUCUCCGCAGCCCCCGAGUACCUGCUGACGUACUGCUUUUCGAGCUCCUGCGCGAAUUUCUCGAGGCCCUGCUUCAGGGGCUGCAGCACUUUUUUGGGGGCGUCGGGGAACGUGUCGGCGUGGAAUGCUUGGAGCGAAGCCUCGAAGGCUUCGCGCGCCGUGGAGACGGCGUGGUGGAAGUGCUGGUGGUGGAGCAGUUUGUCGAAGAUGGCAUCCAGGGAGGCGUGGAGUGCCUUGAUUUGGGGAGCUUGGUCGGAGAUGUCGGAUUGAGAUUGUAA